Enterobius vermicularis (human pinworm) is the source of this 732-nucleotide messenger RNA. Lineage: Eukaryota; Metazoa; Nematoda; Chromadorea; Rhabditida; Oxyuridae. The record is from the annotation of a GenBank genome assembly.
AUGGCGGUUCUUGGUCAUGAAAGAAACUACAUUAUAGAUGUAUCCACCCCUGAAACGCUGGAACGAGAUUUUUAUGCUUGGCUUAAUGGUGAUAUCAAUUAUGACUUCCAUUACUCCAAUACUUUGCCACAAUUAACUACCAGUAACACGCAUGACCAACUGUCGCUGUGCGACGAUCUGUUCUCAGAUGUCAGUUCAUCAGGCGAAAGUCGCCCGUCAUCAAUUUCAUCCGAUUGCUAUGAAUACAGAUUGCCACUUGAAGUGGAACAGAAGCAAAAUACUUCAGUUUGUCAACACCGAAGUUCAGGUACUAAUCAGUUAGGACGAACUUACAGUCCUGGCUUACCGUUAUCAAUGGCCGAACGUGAACACAUUGUUGCGUUAUAUACCAAUGGUUGGAAGAUCUGUGACAUAUCUAAGCGUUUAUGUGUCACUCAUAGCUGUGUUUCCAAAAUCCUAAACAGAUAUCGGAUGACCGGUUCUGUACGACCAAAAGAUGCUAAGGAAGGAAGGGCCGAAUCACCACUAGUAGUCGCAAUUCGUGACUACAGAUUCAGGUUAGGAAUAACUAGGCAAUCUGAGAUCCGAGAGCAACUUAUUGCUGAUGGCAUAUGUACACGUGAAAAUGUUCCCUCUCGAUCAUCGAUCAACCACAUCCUUCGGACAAAACUCGAUCUGGGGAAACGAAUAUCAUCAGCUAAAGAACAAAAUGCUAAAAAAUUAGCUAUGUAA